AAAGCGGUGAAAUCUCUCUGCAAGCCCUAACUUCACAAACUCAGUUGCUUGGCAUCUUAGACUCGAGAGAAAGCUGUUGAAGGGGGAGUGAAAGGCGCAGGAACAGUAAAAGAUGACAGACUAUGACGGCAAUGGAGAGGAUGUAGGCCACAAUAGAGACAAUUACGGAGCUUCGCCUCAGCCCAAAACCGCCGCCUUCUACGGUGGCGCCGAAGAACACAGCGACUCCAAGUCUCAGCAUAGUUCACGUGACUAUGAGAAAGAAAGAGAAUCGUCUAGAAGCAAGGACAAGGAAAGGGAAAAAGGGCGAGAUCGGGACCGUGAUAGAGAUCAAGAUAGAGGGAGAGACAGGGACAGGGAAAAGUACAUUGAUCGCCACCACAGAGACCGCAAUAGGGAUCGAGGUGAAAGAAGGGAGAGGGAGAGGACUAGAGAUAGAGAAGAUGAUGGUAACUACAGAGGUCGUGACAGAGACAGGCGACGGGAUUACGACAGAGAUAGAGAGGAUAGACACAAACGUAGGUCCAGAUCUCGCUCCAAAGAUAGAUCUAAGCAUAAAUCAAAUUCAGGAUCACCUUCUCGCUCCAAAAGUAAAAGGAUCAGUGGUUUUGAUAUGGCACCUCCUUCUGCUACAAUGUUGCCUGGUGCGACUGCUGCUCCAGGCCAGGUUCCUGGUACCAGCCCACCCAUUCCUGGAAUGUUCUCUAAUGUGUUUCCCAUGGCACCAGGACAGCAGUUUGGGGCUCUUCCUAUGAUGCCUGUUCAAGCAAUGACUCAACAUUAUCAGGCAACCAGACAUGCUCGGAGAGUUUAUGUUGGAGGACUUCCUCCAAAUGCAAAUGAGCAGUCUAUUGCAACCUUCUUUAGUCAUGUUAUGUCUGCAAUUGGAGGAAACAGUGCCGGCCCUGGCGAUGCUGUUGUGAAUGUUUAUAUAAACCAUGAGAAGAAGUUUGCUUUUGUUGAGAUGAGAUCUGUUGAGGAAGCCAGUAAUGCCAUGGCUUUGGAUGGCAUUAUUUUUGAGGGGGGACCAGUUAAGAUCAGAAGACCCAGUGAUUACAACCCCUCACUGGCAGCUACUCUUGGUCCUAGUCUACCAAACCCUAAUCUCAAUCUUGCAGCUGUUGGAUUAGCACCUGGUUCUGCUGGAGGGCUUGAAGGUCCUGACCGUAUUUUUGUGGGUGGUCUUCCCUAUUAUUUCACAGAAGCACAAAUCAGGGAAUUGCUUGAGUCUUUUGGCCCUCUACGAGGAUUUGAUCUUGUGAAAGAUAGAGAAACUGGAAACUCAAAAGGCUAUGCCUUCUGUGUCUACCGGGAUGUCUCAGUCACUGACAUUGCCUGUGCAGCUCUUAAUGGGAUUAAAAUGGGCGAUAAAACUCUCACCGUCAGACGUGCUAACCAAGGUACAACACAGCCUAAACCUGAGCAAGAUAGUAUCUUGUUACAUGCACAGCAACAGAUAGCUAUGCAGAGGUUAAUGCUACAACAACCUGGGCCACCAUCUACGAAGAUUGUGUGCCUAACGCAGAUGGUAGAUGAAGAAGAGCUCAAAGAUGAUGAGAACUAUGCAGAUUUAUUGGAAGACAUUAAAAUGGAAUGUGGGAAGUUUGGUGAUUUGGUGAAUGUUGUUAUUCCCCGCCCAAACCCAAAUGGCAGCCCUUCACCAGGAGUUGGAAAGGUGUUUUUGGAGUAUGCAGAUGUUGAAAGUGGUAAAAAAGCUUUGUCAGGACUGAACGGCAGAAAAUUCGGUGGCAAUGUUGUUGUUGCCAUCUUCUAUCCAGAGAACAAGUUCUCUCAGGGAGAGUACGAUGGCUAGUUUUACAUUAGCUCCCUAGCUAGGUAGUCAGAUACUCUUAUGUGGUAGAGAAACUCGAUCUAAUGUCUCUCUCGCGAUCAAGUGGGUUUGUAAUCUUUGACAACUGAACUGAACGCCAAGGAGUUGAACUUGAGACUGUAUGCCUAACCACAUGUCUUGGCCUUGCCCUUCAAUUGCUGGACUAUGCCAUAUUGCCAUGCCAGGCUUUAAAUUUUUUACUUUACAAUCUUCUUCCUGGUUCUCAUAUCCAGUUAUUUAAGUAGAUUGCGCCUCAAAACCUCGGGCUUAAUUGCGCUUCUUAGGGCUUUAUUUUUUAUCCUUACACAUCUCAUCGUAUGUAUUAUUAUAUAAAUAUCAGUGUAUAAUACUAUAGAGCAUAUGUUUUUUCCUUUUCUGUUU
This is a messenger RNA of Ipomoea nil (Japanese morning glory), 2212 nucleotides long. Its product is annotated as splicing factor U2af large subunit B-like. Gene Ontology annotation, biological process: mRNA processing. NCBI's taxonomy places the organism in Eukaryota, Viridiplantae, Streptophyta, Magnoliopsida, Solanales, Convolvulaceae. The transcript has 13 exons. Gene Ontology annotation, cellular component: U2AF complex; nuclear speck; U2-type prespliceosome. The coding region runs from base 113 to 1813 and encodes 566 amino acids. Gene Ontology annotation, molecular function: poly-pyrimidine tract binding; pre-mRNA 3'-splice site binding. The record is from RefSeq and is a predicted model, not a curated record.